AUGGAUACCAAAUCGUCGUCUGCUCAUGAGUCGUAUCUCGUGCUGGGAGCUGGCUGCUUUGGCGCAUCCACCGCGUAUCACCUCAAGCAAACUUUGCCCGCGUCGUCCGUCACCCUUCUCGAUCGUGGCCCAUUCCCCAAUCCAUCCGCCGCGGGACACGACUUGAACAAGAUUAUCCGCGCUGACUACCAGGACAUCUUCUACAUGAAGUUGGCGCUGGAGGCCCAGCAAUACUGGAGACGAGACCCGAUAUAUCGACCAUACUACCAUGAGAGUGGUAUGCUCUACGCCGAAGACAAGGGCAUGGCGCGUGCCAACCUGGACAAUCUGAAUGCGGUCGGGGAGAAACACCAUGCAGAGAUCCUGACGCCCGAGGAGACGAGAGCUAAAUUCGACGGGGGAGAAGCGGAUCGCGCUCUAGAGAGUGUCAUUAGUGCAGCCGUGAAAGAGGGCGUCAUCUAUAAUUCUUCUGGCGUAUCUACGCUCUGCAUUGACGAAUCUGCAAUCUGCACCGGUGUUCGGACCGAGGAUGGGGCAGAGUUGAAAGCAAAUCGUGUUAUUCUCUGCACCGGAGCUUGGACGCCAAAGCUUCUUCUUGAUACAGCACCACAUAACAAAGCUCUUCACAUAGGCGAUCGCAUGGUCGCUGCUGGUGCAAUACAAUGCACUGCAUCGUAUCCUCCAGAUCAGAUGUACAAAUUCAAAAGCAUGCCAGUCAUGUUCAACGGAUGCGACCACACCGAAGGAGAAUGUAUCCCGCCCACACCCCAAAAAAUGCUUAAAUUCAACUACGAGGUCAGCUUCACCAACAAAGAAUUCCAUGAUGGCUCUGGCCAAACCAUCUCCGUCCCUCCAGCGCGGUUGGAUCAAAGCACAUGGAGCCAGGCCGUGCCACAAGGUCUCAAAAAAGACGAGAUUCACACGGUCGUGGACCAUGUGUUCGGAAAAUGGAUCGAUGGGAUCAAGAUCGAGGAUUAUAGAAUUUGCUGGGAUGCCGUAACACCGAAUCAAGACUUCAUCAUCGACCGUCACCCCAACUGCAAAAACCUCUACUUUGCAGGCGCAGGGUCCUUCCAUAGCUGGAAGUUCCUUCCCACUCUGGGCAAAUAUGUCUUGGACAUGCUGCAGGGUACAUUGGAUGCUGAGAAGGCAAGCCGCUGGGCUUGGGAUCGACCAAAUCAAGGCAGUGCACUGCCAGCAUAUGUGCCACGCCGUGACUUGAAAGAGAUUCCUGGUUACGAGGACGUUGCUAAACACUUCAAGUAG
This is a messenger RNA of Mollisia scopiformis, 1266 nucleotides long. Its product is annotated as sarcosine oxidase. The transcript has 4 exons. Gene Ontology annotation, molecular function: sarcosine oxidase activity; flavin adenine dinucleotide binding; saccharopine oxidase activity. NCBI's taxonomy places the organism in Eukaryota, Fungi, Ascomycota, Leotiomycetes, Helotiales, Mollisiaceae. The record is from RefSeq and is a predicted model, not a curated record. Bases 1 to 1266 code for a protein of 421 amino acids.